Thlaspi arvense is the source of this 918-nucleotide messenger RNA. The record is from the annotation of a GenBank genome assembly. Lineage: Eukaryota; Viridiplantae; Streptophyta; Magnoliopsida; Brassicales; Brassicaceae.
AUGGGCGUGGGUAGCAGGAGAAAGCACAGAGGGAUGGCAUACUUGUACAGAGUAGGGAUUUCCACGAGGUGGACCAAGGCCCAGCACCCGUUACACUCCGUCGCCAAAACGGGUAUGUGGGAGUGCCCGACCCCGAUUUUUUCCCGGGCCGUGGAUAGUGAAAUCGGGUUGGACACCUCGCACACGGAAGGAAAUAUCAAGCAUGUGCUGAAGGUCAGCCUUGAUUUAACUAGGUACGAGUACUAUACGGUUGGAACGUAUUUACGGGACAAGGAUAGACAUUCUUUGAUCCAAGUAAGAAUCGGCGGAUCCUUGUGGGGAUGGGCAAACGAGUCGGAUACCCCAAAGGAGGAUGUCCAAAAAGGUUGGGCCGGAAUCAGAAGUGGAAAGCAGUUGGUACAGUGGCCUAUUGAAGAACUAGAAACUCUUAGAGGGCAUAAGGCUGAACUUAGCAAUAAGCACUCAGCUGAUGUGGAAGUGAUUUUCACAAUCCCAAGCCUGGAUAAGGCAGAGGCAUUUGAUCUCAACUGGGUUGGGAUGGACGCGCAGCAGCUUUGCGGCCUGAAAGGUUCAACUGUGCAAGGUGGGGUUGGGCCGUUUGGGCUUCUAACCUUGGCUUCAGAACACCUUGAAGAAUACACUCCUGUCUUCUUCAGGAUUUUCAAAGCAGAAGAGAAGCACGUCGUCCUCAUGUGCUCUGAUGCAAGCAGCUCUUCCUUGAAGCAAAACUACAAGCCAUCCUUUGCAGGCUUUGUGGACGUGGAUUUAACUGACAAGAAGCUCUCUCUCAGAAGUCUGUGGUGGAAAGCUUUGGAGCGGGGGGGAAAACGUGCAUUACCUCUAGGGUUUAUCCGACGCUGGCAGUGGGAAAAUGCUCGUCUCUACACGUUUAACAAUGGCACCGAGGCGAUUACAUAG